Nanorana parkeri is the source of this 1039-nucleotide messenger RNA. It is a transcript of the gene NTAN1, whose product is annotated as N-terminal asparagine amidase. Gene Ontology annotation, biological process: ubiquitin-dependent protein catabolic process. Gene Ontology annotation, molecular function: protein-N-terminal asparagine amidohydrolase activity. The transcript has 9 exons. Lineage: Eukaryota; Metazoa; Chordata; Amphibia; Anura; Dicroglossidae. Gene Ontology annotation, cellular component: nucleus. The record is from RefSeq and is a predicted model, not a curated record. The coding region runs from base 1 to 990 and encodes 329 amino acids.
AUGGCCAUCACACUGGGCCCGGGUGAGCCCGUCAUCCGCAGUGGGGAGGGCACCCCUGACAUAUGGCCUGAUAUAGAGGAUGCUGGUGAGGAGGGUGGCUCAGAGAUAGUGUCAGGAGCCCGCCUGUGUGCCGCGUCAUUGAUCGCCGGUGAGUCAUACUCGAGCGCCCCGGUCUGGGUGGGCGUGUUAGGCCCCGACAGUCGUGGGGAGACGAAGGCGUCCAUCCGGGCCUGCGAACGCGGCCGUGUAAAGUUUUUAUUUCCUCUUCCGAAUCAAUCUGCAGGUGGUACCUGCAGGUCCAUGACCACUCAGCUAAAAAGUAUCGGGAGUGGAGCCAUUUGUUUAGCACACUGUGAUGGAUCAGACACUGAGAAUGAAGUGGCAUCUGUUAUAGAAGCUGUAAAGUCCCUGCUAAAUUCUGCGGAAGGCAGGCUAGAAUUACAUAUUGUUGGAGGUUUUAAUGAUAAGCGACAACUGUCACAAAAUCUUUCACAACAGCUUCUUAGGGCAUUUGACAAUCAAGCUGAAGAAAUACAUCUUGUAACAUUUUGUGUAACAGAUUUAAAUGAUAAAAAGGAUGAUGGAGUUCACCUUCCAAUCAUAUACGGUAUAGCAGUAAAUGUUAAAACAGGAGAGAUUUUCAAAGCAAGAUUUGAAGACCACCAGCCAGAUGAAGAUUUAAGAUUAGCAUACAUCCUGGCAGGAGGAAAUAUGGUUAAUAUCUAUGAUGCAAAAUCUGAACAGCUCAAUAUUGGGCCUUAUUCCUGGACACCAUUCCCAAACAUUGAUUUCUGGCUGGAGCAGGAAGAUGAACAGAUUUUACAGUGUUUCUCUACAUCACCUGAAGCAGAGCCUCCACACUUUGUACGCGAUAUGAGAUCAGCGCUUCUUUUAUUAAAGGAACAUCCUUAUCCUUGCAUAUCUUUAUUCCCACAUGGACAGCCUCGUUCUUAUAAGAAAGAAAAUGAUGGACAAUGGCAGAAGAUAUAAAACUGUGAAUUCUUGCAUUGUGUGUAUGUAAAUGUUUCCUAGCUGAACC